Molecule: messenger RNA, 4356 nt
Organism: Ustilaginoidea virens
Lineage: Eukaryota; Fungi; Ascomycota; Sordariomycetes; Hypocreales; Clavicipitaceae
Exons: 2
Coding region: 1-4356 (1451 amino acids)
Cellular component (GO): trans-Golgi network
Source: RefSeq, a predicted model, not a curated record
AUGAGCUCGGAUCCGCUGCUUCCCAUCGCUCCUGCGAGGGUGAAGGCGCUUUUGCUGCCCCUGGGCAAGAUCAGGGCCGAACGAUUUGCGGCCUUUGCCGAAAGACUUCAGCUUGAGCAGGUUGUCCAUCUCAGAGACAUCAGCGCCGAUGGGCGUCCCAACAGAAACAUGUUCUCGCCAUUGGCGUAUCCGGACGGCGCAAUGCUCUACGACCUCAUCACCCACGUGCCGCCGCCAUCCCAUCUCGCCUUGACGCCGUUUGACCUCUACCGGCAGCCGCUUGUGCUCAUCGCGCUGGCAGACGGGACCGAGCUCCGGGAUGCUCUGUUCAGCAGCCGACGUUCCGGCAGCGGAGCGACGGCAGCGUCGACGGUCGAGCGGAACAUACGGGCGCUGCAUCAGGAGCUGGAGGACCUGCGCGACAAUUACCCCAAGGCGCUGGUCCAUCACCUGCUUAUUUUCGACUACAUCGCUCCCGAGGGGGGUGGAUUCGCCAUGCCGGAAAGCGGAAUCGUCGGCGUGCCGCCUCUAGGCUUGUGUAAGCGAACGACAAUCAAGACCAUCAUGUGCGGCAUCUCAUCGUUGCUGCUGGCCGAGAUGGCGACGCUCGCCAAAUCCUUCGAAGCCAUGACCACGAUCGAGUCCCCCGGCUUGUAUCCCUCGUCCAACUACCUUCACAGCACGGGCUGGGGCGACGGCGGUGGCGGUGGCGGUGGCGGAAACGGGAACCCGGUCACCUCGUCGAGGCGAAGCUCCCAGCUCUCCAUGCCCCAGCAGCGGCUCUCGCGGUCCAGCUCGGUGCCGGAUGCUGUUGACAAGGUUCAAAGCCGCACGUCUACGCCGCCCACGGUAUCUCGCUCUUCCAGCAAUGCCGCCACCACGGGCCGGCCGUCGACGCCUCCUCAGAGUGAACCGUCCACCAGGCCGAUGAGCCCCGAGGGCGGACAGGGCGGCUCCAGCACCGCGCCGUCAACUCCGGAGCAGAAGCCGCAGAGGGUGGCGUCGGACCUUGACCGGACCCGUGACGCUGGCCGAGAUCGAGUGUCAGUCCACGGCUUCGGUUCCGGCGGCGCCAACGACCGCUGGCGCCUUCGUGGCAAAGGACGCGCAUCCGUUGUCAUCGGUUCCAUGUAUUUGCAAGCAGGACGUUGGAGCGACUCGCUCAAGGAGCUCUCGGAAGGCGCCACAGCCGCGCGGUCCUUGAACGACCACGUCUGGCAUGGCAAAGCACUGGAGCUUAUUCUGAUAAAUCUCCUGCUCCUCGGCUGGUCCAAACUCGAGUUCCAGAUACCGACCGUCUGUCUGCCCCAUCAAGAACGAGCUCUCACCGGAUCGAGCCACGCAAAGGCCGACGAGCUCGCCGAUGCUGGUCAACCGAGGCAUGUUCGUCACCUCGAGCUCUUGCUCCCCGAACUCCUCGAAAAAAUCUUGGGCCUGUAUUCCCGGAUAUCCGGCGAGAAUCUACCUCCACUUCCCCUCGCCGAGACCACGAUCCGCUUCUGCAAGAUUCUGUCGGCCCUGCAUUUGAACGACGGCAAGCUAAGUCAGCAAGCCUUUGGGAUCAUCGUCACGGGUCAGUCGCCUCUGUACAAACUGACAACGUCUCGACUGUCCAUUUCGCCUUCGAGACAGCAGAUUGUGGGUAUCCUGUUCAAGGCGUUUCCUUCAUCCAGCCCCGAACUCCUCUCUGUCGCGGACAGGACGUCGAUAUUAAGCGGGAUUGCCGGCGUUCUCGGAUCCCUUGGAUAUAAUCGGAAAAAAGCCAUGGUGAUUCGCGAACUGGUGUCGGUCCUCAUCGCAGGCCUAGUAGAGGCCCGCACACGCGGUGCCGCCGAAGCCGGUGUUCACCCUGCGGCCGGGCUGGUUCCCCUCAUACCGAGACCGGACAAGACCAACGUCGCGGGAAUGGCGCUGGAUCUGGGACAAGGCGACAUUGAGCACGGCAUCGAGGCGUUUCUUGAUCUGCUGUGCAAGUCGUACGGCGUCGUCGGAUUCGACACCUUGGCGGGCGGGCAAAAGGAGGAGGCUGGCCAAACCCGCGACGACUCUGACGCAACCGCGAAAGCGCGCGUGCUCGCGCAGACAGGUGCUCGGUUCAUUGGGUUCACGGAAAUCAAGCUCAACAUCCUGCGGGCUUGCAUAAACUUCUCUGAAGCGCUCCCGGACUUCAACGGCGUGCUUCGAUUCUCGAGCGACCUGAUGCGCACCGCUGGAUCGGGCGUGGCUCCGGGCCCGAAACGCGAAGAUGCGGCACCCCGUAUCCACGCGGAGGAGCAGGUUCGUCUGGUGACGAAUAUUGCUCGCACUGCCAGCCUCGCCGCAAGGAUUGGUCUCGGCGACUUGACAGCCGAAUAUUGGGACGAGUUUCUCGUCCGCGGAAUCGCACUGGAGCCGCUGCCGAAAACCCGGACCCCGAUCCCGCACGCCAAGAGUGUUCUCCCGGGGGCCGUCGCCUCGAGAGCGUCUCAGGACGUCAACCCGUUCAUAUACAACCCGUUUCUCAGGGAGCCGGACGAGGUCCCGGCGGAGAACCUGGUGGCCGGCGAGCUGUCCACCUUUAGGGUGACGUUGCAAAACACCUACGACGUCGAGAUUGACAUUGAGAGCAUGCGCCUGGUCGCCGAGGGCGUCGAGUUUGAGGCUGUUCCCGAGGCUGCCCUGCUUGGGCCCUACCGCACCCAGCUCGUCCGGCUCCACGGCCGCCCCAAAUCAUCCGGCCCCAUCGAAAUCACGGGCGCCAUGGUCAAGAUUCGCGGCUGUCGGGAGCGCCGCUUCCCCAUCUUUGCCAAGCACUGGAUCCCGUCGCGGCCCGAAAAGGUCAAGGCCAGGGGGAUCUCCGCCGUCGAGGACAGGGACCCGGACGGGGCGGCGCCAUCGUCGCCCACCACGCCGGAUACAAAGGUGCUGGCCCUGAAUGUCGUCCAGCCUCAGCCGCUGGUGGUGGUGAAGUCGACAAGCUUGGCCCAGUCGUCGGUCAUGAUCCUCGAAGGCGAACGGCAGGUGUUUUCCGUAACCAUGCAGAAUACAUCCGCCACGCCCGUGGACUUUUUGCUCUUUUCGUUCAAGGACUCUACCCAAGAACCCCUGCAGGCGGCGCUACGCAACCGGGACGCCACCCCGGCCGAGCUGUACGAGUACGAGCUGAUUCUCAUGAAGAAGCAGGCUCUCAGGCUUCCGCGAAACGACCAGAGCCGGUAUAUCGAGCCUGGCGGAGAAGCUACGUUUGAAUUUGAAAUCUUGGGAAAACCCGGCCUGACGAGCGCUACCAUUCAGGCCGACUACACAUAUCUGGGGGUGUCGCGGGACGAAAUGCCGGAGCAAUUCCACACCCGGCAGGUGCUGUUGAACCUGACCGUCACAGUCAAUGCCAGCGUUGAGCUGACCCGCAUCGACGCAGUUCCACUAUACGGAGCGAUCCCGGAACCUCUGCGGCGACGCCUGGGCGCCAAGCACCCGUCGGAUCCCUGCCAAGAGUACUCCUUGCUCGCCCUUGAUGUUCGAAACGCAUGGCCCAGCCAGAUGUCUGUUCGGCUCGAGGGAGAAGACGGCAUGGUGGCCGAGGAAGACAUCCUGCCCGGAAAGACAAGCAGGCUGGUCAUUCCGGUGAAGAGGGUGGGAGUGGAAGAUGCGCACGCCGCGAUACCAAGCCUCAACCCGUCCCGAAACAGACAGUUCGUCGUGAGCACCAGCAAGAUAUCACCAGACAGGGAGCGCGCCAACCGCGAAGCCUUUUGGUUCCGCGAGAAACUGCUCCAGAGCCUCCGGGCCACCUGGCGAACAACGUCGAGCCCCAGGCGCAGCGGAGCGGUGGAGCUGCGCAACAUCCGCCUGACCCCGCGAAUGAUUGAGGCCAUCAAAGUCGACGAGGUGGACGUGCGCGUGUCGGUCGAGGAAGCCCCCGACAGGGUCGCCUACGUCGACGAGCUGCUGCACCUGAAGGUGAAGAUCACCAACCGGGCGGCUAAGCCGGUUCUGCUGCUGGUGAGGGUGAUGCCGGCUCUCCGCCACCGGCCGCUCAACGUGGCGCUCGACUACACGAGGAAGCUGGCCUGGAACGGGGCUCUCCAGCAGCUCCUUCCCCGGCUGGGGGGCCACGAGAGCGCCGAGGUGGUGCUCGGCAUCAUGGCGCUCUGCAGGGGCGAGUUUGAGCUUGCUGCUUCGGCGGAGGAGGUGGAGGCGGAGGAGGUGGAGGUUGCCGAGGACAAGCCCGCCGGCGGCGGCGGGGAGCAGGACGCAGGCCGUCCUGACGACGGCUCGGACCUUCAGCAGCUGGUGGAUGCGGCCUUGGGGGUCAGGGACCGACGAAUGUGGCACACUCGGCAGCCUCUUAUUCUGACGGUUCGGGACAGAAGUUGA